Drosophila subobscura is the source of this 2366-nucleotide messenger RNA. It is a transcript of the gene ida, whose product is annotated as anaphase-promoting complex subunit 5. Gene Ontology annotation, cellular component: anaphase-promoting complex. Gene Ontology annotation, biological process: positive regulation of mitotic metaphase/anaphase transition; protein K11-linked ubiquitination; anaphase-promoting complex-dependent catabolic process. The transcript has 2 exons. The record is from RefSeq and is a predicted model, not a curated record. NCBI's taxonomy places the organism in Eukaryota, Metazoa, Arthropoda, Insecta, Diptera, Drosophilidae. The coding region runs from base 35 to 2314 and encodes 759 amino acids.
UGCCGGCAAACCAAACAAAUUGAACAACUCGAAAAUGGCAACAGAUCUCAACGAUGAACUGGACACCUUGGAUCCCACCUCGAAGCUGGUGCCGCCGCGCAUAGAAUCUCCCACUGCCCACAAGAUAGUUGUCCUAAUUCUGCUCAAGCAGUAUGUAAUUAACAAGAAGGUAUGCUUGGACACGGGCAUCUCAAUGCGUCCGCAGAAGCGGCGCAUGUUUUACAUGCUCAUCUUCAAGCUAAUCCAGGAGGCAGACAAGAGCUACGACGAGCUGCACGCUCUGCUCACCACAGGGCGCUACAAAUUGGACAAGCUGAUGCUGGAGGCGUUCGAGAAGGCCAUGUCCGAGUUCUGUGCGGGCAGCAUAGAGGCCCUGUUCGACUUUGCAGAGAUCCAGAACAUAGACGAGAUUCUGAACGAGAACUAUGGCAUCAGCCAGUUCAGCAUGGUGGGCGUCUAUGUGCGUCGCGUGGGCGUCGUCCUGGAGCGGCUCAGCUUCUCCGACAUGAUGGACAUGUAUCGCAACAUUUGCUCGUUCUAUGAGCGUGGUGUGCGUGCCAUGGCCUCGGGCCCAGGGCCACGCAAGGCAGUGGCCGGCGGAGUGCUGCACAGAGAGGAGACCCCACCGCCAGCUUCUGUCCAAGACAAAUCCAGCGCGGACGACAAAAAGAGCGACGAUGCUGUGGCACUUUGUCCAGACGGGCGCAAUCUCUUGAGCAAGUGGGCCCCAAAGCAGGCCAAAUACUUCAUCAACAAACAGUCGGAGCUGUUGGAGACCAAUGAACGGCACUCCCUGUCGCCGAUGGAGCUGCAGCGCAAGGUGCAAGAGAUGAUACAGGAUCUGCCGCUCACGACAACUCCCUACUUUCUUGGCUACAUGAACCAGCUGCGCGUGAGGGACUACUACACCUCGCUGUCCGCUCUGCAUCGCGCCCUGGACCGCAGCCCCGUGCGGCUGAUGAGCCAGGAGAAGGGCUAUCAGUAUUUCUGCGUUAAUCUUGCCGUGCUGCAUGCCACUUUCGGGCACCGCGAUGAGGCACUGUCCGCUCUCAGGGAGAGCAUCAUGCUGGCCCAAGAGCACGGGGACAAGCGCAGCCUCAACCUAGCCAACACCUGGUAUUGUUUGCUGCGCGACGAGCUGCCGCUGUCCACCGUGCAGCGCAGUGUGUCCGAUGCCAAUGAAGUGGACGGCUCGCUGCUGCAGAACUACACUUUGGCGCUGCAUUUUGCCGUCAAGCUGGGCACAGUUGCCGGCUACAAGCCGCUGCGCCUGUUCGACCUGCUGCACCACAGCGAUAAUCUCACAAAUCGCAACAAUUUCGUGGACCACGCCUCUGAGGCCCUGGCGCUGAGGAGCGCCGUCUGGGCUGCCUAUGGCAGGCACGAGCUGUCCGCCCUGUACUCCCAACUGCUGCUCACUGCUCGGGAUCGCUUUAGCAAUGGUUCGGCCGGAUUGGGCAGUGCCCUGGCCAGCUAUGCGCUGUGGCUGCAGCUGCAGGGUCAGCCACAGAUGUCGCGGGUGCUGCUAGAUCGCGCCAGAAGCCGCUUUCCGCGUCUGCCCAGCGCCGAGGGCUGGAUGAUAAGCCAGUGCCAUGUGAUCAUACAAGCGGGCAUCUAUCAGUGUCGCUGGCACGAUGCCCUGAAAGCCUGCGACCAGCUGUAUCUGCUGGACAAAUCGGAUGCCCUGAUGCAGCGCGCCUCCAUCUAUGUGGCCAAGCGGGAGUUCUUCAAUGCUCGCCGCCUGCUCGACAAUCUGGCCACGCAGACCCAACUGCCCUUCCUGCUGCGUAUGCGCAUCAAGGUGAUGCUGGGUUACUGCGGCCUGGCCGAGGGUCGCUUCUCCAGCGAAACGACAAUGCUGCUGAUGAGUGUGGCCGAGGAAAUGGCCGACUCGCAGAUGGACUACGAGCUGGCCCUGGUGGACAUGCUGCUGGCGCAGCAGCUACUGCUCCUGGGCUUGCCUCAGAAGGCCUAUCAGGCCAUCAAGCGUGCCAUGCACGACAUACACACCAAUGGCGGCAUCUUUGAGCGGGCCAGAACCGAUUUUGUGUUUGUUCGCUGCCUGCUGGCCAUCACGCCCAACAAUGUGGAGGCGCGCAAGGCUCAGCUGCUGAAGUCGCUGGACAUACUGGAGCGCGCUGCCAAGUCCUUCAAGCAGCUGCAGGCCCACUCCAAGGUGCUGGAUGUGUUCGUGUUCCUGGCGCAGCGCUUCAACGACUUUGGCGAACGGACGCUGCGGAACAAGUAUGCCGGUGAGUUUCGUCGCUAUUUCACAGAGCAUCCCAUACCGCGCGAACACCUGGGCAGUCCCUGAACUGGUCGCUGUCGUUUAACUAUUAAUAAACAUAGUUUUAUUAAUUUGUUUA